AUGACGCCGACGACGCUCGCCGUCGCCGCCGUCGACGCGCUCGCGCGAUUCGCCGCCCUCGCGCUGACGACCGCGCGCGUCGUCCUCGCGGUCGCGGACGCCGUCGCGCAUCCCGCGCUCGGGCUCGUCAUGACGUUCGCCGCUUCCGUUCUCGUCGCGUCGACGCUCGGGGGGGAUCGCGCGCCCCCCUUCGUCCUCGUCCUCCUCCUCGUGUACGCCCUCGGCGGCGGGUGGCGCGCGUGCGCGAGCGCGGAGGAGCUCGCGAUGAUGCGCGCGCGCGGGCACAGGACGCCGAAAGCGAUGCGCGCGGCGACGCGCGCGAUCGCGCGCGCGCUGGGCGCGGACGGGGGCAUCGGAGACGACGACGCGUUGGACGGCGGCGGCGUCGCCGCGGCGGCGCGAUGGGCGGUCAGACGCGCGAUGCGAUGGCAGCGGAUGCGAAUAGGAGGCCUCCGCGGCGAAGACGACGACGAGGAGGAGGAUGAGGAGGAGGGCGACGGCGACGGCGACGGCGCGGAGGCGGAGGCGCGGAACGAUGACUCAUCGAUCCGAUCCUCGCCCGCCGCCGCCGCCGCUGGGACCGACGAGACCGAGCGGUGGCCGACGGUGACGCUCCCGCGACCGGAGGAGUGGCCGCACCGCCCGGUGUUCGUGCGGUUCAACCCGAAGGCGCGGUCGAUGCGCGCGAUCGGCGGGUGGGCGACGAGGGAGGGGCCGGCGCCGUGGCGCGACGACGACGACGCGUUAUGGAAGGAUCCGAAUCAGAAUCCGUCGAAUCCGUCGCCGAAACCGCCGUCUCGAGAACGCCUGUGCGCGCCCGUCAACACGGAGACGUCGAUGGCGUUCGAGAGCGAGCUGUUCGUAGGGCGCAUCGUGUGCCGGUUCAAGGGCGUCGGGUGCCCGGGGAACGAGCGCGCGGUGAAGACGUCGGACGCGUUUUUCAAGCGUCGCCGCGUCACGUUCCAGGUUUUGGUGCAAGGCAAGUUCAAAGAGCCGUGCUUAACGUCGGACAUCUUAACCGGCGCGGAGUUCAAGAAGCCGUUCGAGAACCGCCCCCCGGACUUCCUCGUGACCGCCGGGAUCGCGUUCUUCGCCGCGCUCACCCCGGGUUUAGAGACGGACGUGCUGUGCGACGAGCCGUGGUACUGGGCGACGUUGGGGGGCACGGUGACGACGAUGGCGGCGCACGAGGCGAGAGACGCGCCGAGCGCGUUGGAUGAUUCGAAAGAGGACACGGUCCGGUUCGGCGGCGUCCUGGGCGGGGAAAAGAACGGGGCCCGGAAGAACAAGAACGGCGGCGACACCGCGAGGGAGCGCGCGCGGCGGUGUCGAAUCUUGGGCGAUCCGAAGACGGCGAAGGAUUACGUCUACAACGCGACGGACGUGUACACGUUCGAUUACAUGCAGAGCGUCAUCCUCUUCGACGAGUACGCGUUGGACCUGUGGGGUAUCGCGCGGCUGCCUCUGGAGCGGCACGUCAACGGGCAGCCGUUGGGAAUCAUGGCGAAGCACAGGGACGGGCGGUACGUGUACUCGUUCGAGAUCAUGCACGAGUGCUUGCUCGCGAAGAACGACCAAGCCCCGCCGGGGUGGAGAGUAGAGAGUAGAGAGGCGGCGGCGAGUUAA
Messenger RNA from Micromonas pusilla CCMP1545, 1626 nucleotides. RefSeq lists its product as uncharacterized. NCBI's taxonomy places the organism in Eukaryota, Viridiplantae, Chlorophyta, Mamiellophyceae, Mamiellales, Mamiellaceae. The transcript has 2 exons. Bases 1 to 1626 code for a protein of 541 amino acids. The record is from RefSeq and is a predicted model, not a curated record.